Fukomys damarensis (Damara mole-rat) is the source of this 2177-nucleotide messenger RNA. It is a transcript of the gene Cd4, whose product is annotated as CD4 molecule. Bases 213 to 1574 code for a protein of 453 amino acids. Lineage: Eukaryota; Metazoa; Chordata; Mammalia; Rodentia; Bathyergidae. Gene Ontology annotation, biological process: positive regulation of ERK1 and ERK2 cascade; immune response; interleukin-15-mediated signaling pathway. The record is from RefSeq and is a predicted model, not a curated record. Gene Ontology annotation, molecular function: protein tyrosine kinase binding; coreceptor activity; MHC class II protein binding. Gene Ontology annotation, cellular component: membrane raft; external side of plasma membrane. The transcript has 10 exons.
CCCAGGUGGUGACGUUGGGGGCCGGCCCAGGCCUGGAGCUGGAGGAGCCUUGCCACUCUGCUUCCUGUCUCUUCAUUUAAGAACAUCUCUGCAGCAGUAACAAAGCCCUCUCCCCUGGGUGACAGCCCCACACCCUCACAUCUGUUCGAGGAGCAAGAGGAAGAAAGACAGGCUUGGAGGGUCAGGCCCUCGCCUGCCUCAGCAAGGCCACCAUGAAGGCAGAACUCUUUUCCAGGCUCCUUCUCCUGCUGCUGCCUGUGGUGGUCACUCAGGGAAAGGAAGUGAGGUUGGGCAAAGAAGGAGGCACAGUGGAGCUGCCCUGCACAGUGUCGGAGAAGCAGAAGAUGGAUUUCAGCUGGAAAUUUCCCAACGAGACCAAGAUUCUGGGAAAGCAAAGAACCUACCUGACUCGAGGGAAAACCCAUCUGAGUGACCGCAUUGACUCCAGAAGUAGCCAGUGGGACCAGGGGUCUUUUCCACUGAUCAUCCGGAAGCUGGAGGUGAGAGACUCAGGGACCUACAUCUGUGAUGUGGCUACAAAGAAGAUGGUGGUGGAUCUGCUGGUGUUCAGAUUAAGCCCCAGCUCGGGCACUCGGCUGCUGCAGGGGCAGACUCUGACCCUGGCCUUGGAGGGCCCGGAGGGCAGCAGCCCCUCGGUGCAGUUCACGGGCCCCAGUGGCCAAGUUACCAGUGGGAAAAAGGCCAUCUCCGUGCCCAUGGUGGGGCUGCAGCACAGCGGCACUUGGAAAUGCACUGUCUCCCAGGCCCAGAAGCAGCUCCAGUGGGAUAUCCAUGUCAUGGUGCUGGAUUUUCUGAAGUCGUCCAGCACAGCUUACAGGAAGGAGGGGGAGGCGCUGGAGCUCUCCUUCCCACUGACCUUCGAAGACGAAGCCCUCGUAGGGGAGCUGAGCUGGAGGGCGGACAGGGCUCUCUCCUCUCAGGUCUGGGUCUCCUUCUCUGUGGAGAACAGGAAGGUGACGGUACAAGCAGCCGCCCAGGACCCCAAGCUCCAGGUGGCAGAGAAGACCCCGCUGUGCCUCACCCUGUCCAAAGCCCUCCUCCAGCACGCUGGCUCCGGAAACCUCACUCUGACCUUGGCUGGAGGCCUGAAGCUGUGCCAGGAAGUGCACCUGGUGGUGAUGAGAGUGUCUCAGCUCCAGAACUCUCUGGUCUGCGAGGUGCAGGGACCCACCUCCCCCACAAUGGAGCUGAGUUGGGAGCGGAGCAACCAGAAGUCCCAGGUCCAGGCGGUAGAGAAGAAGCAGGUUCAGGUGUCAGCUCCUGAGGCAGGGACAUGGCGGUGUUUCCUGAGAGACAGGAACAAGGUCCUGCUGGAAUCCGAGGUUGACGUUGUGUCCAGGGGGCUGCACCAGGACCACUCCACUUUCCUGGCCAUUGUCGUGGGCAGCACUGCAGGCUGCGUGCUCCUCACGGUGCUGUGCAUCUUUUGCUGUGUCCGGUGCCGGCACCAACGGCGCCGGGCAGAGCAGAUGUCUCAGAUCAAGCGGCUCCUCAGUGAGAAGAAGACCUGCCAGUGUUCCCACCAGCUGCAGAAGGCUCGGAAUGUCACUUGAGGUCUAGGCGUCCCAGCUGCCCACCCUGCGUCUCCUGUGGGACACUGACCGGAUGAAUGUAGCAGGCCCCAGUGCCUCUGGCCUCCUCCUGUUCCCCUGCUCUGCCACUGACACUGUUUCUGCUCCUCUGCUCCCUGCCUGAGAGCUUAAAUGCACUGUUUACUCUCCAGAAGCUUCCCUCUUCUCCCCCAAGCCCUGAGCCUCUCCCUCAGAGGUCCACACAUCGAGCAGGGGCCUUGGUGUGCAGGACACGACCCUGUGACCAGAGAUGGCAGGGACCUGCUGAAGCUCACAGAGCCAGUCAAGGACAGAAGCAGAUCGAAGGCCUCUGAAGCCAGCCCCACAGCCCUACACUGCCCACCCCUCACCCUUGCUGGCAGGACCACAACCUGCCAUCCUGACCAACACACCAACAGGACCUGGACACACACCCAUGUACACAGCCAUACACUUGCCCUUGUGUGAAAUUUCUUAUCACCUCAGCCACGUAUCUCAGUUUAUAGAUCGACUGACAACCUCUUUCUAUUUUGUCCCUUAUGAAAAUCCUAGCUGGGCAUGGUGGUGCACACCUGUGGGAGGCUGAGGCAGGAGGAGCACUGUGAA